GGCCGAAAAGAGCAACUAGAUAACUCCUUUUCCUUUAUACUCACAGCGAAAGUCAUCAACUUGCAGGUCAAACCUUUCACGGUUCUCAAUUGGUGGCACAACUCUCUUAUCUCUCUCUCCAUUACCCUCUGACUUCUGUCAUCUAUCACACAAAUCUCCAAAAUGAACCGAAAACCUCUCUUCUUCCAUUUCUCUUCUCCUCUCAUUUAUUCAUACUGCAUCACCAUCUUCUAUUUCCUCACCACAACCACUCUAAGCUAUGGUGGGGAUCCAAAAUUUGAAGCUUGUGAACCUAAAACAUGUGGAAACCAAACUAUAAGCUACCCUUUCUACAUCAAAGGAAUACAAGAAUCCUUUUGUGGCUACCCUGGUUUUGGUGUCACUUGUGACAAUACUAUUGGUUUUCCAAUCCUUAAUCUUUCUAACACCUUGUACACAAUCAACCAAAUUUUCUAUCAGAAUCAUUCAUUCAGAGCGUCUAAUGCUAUUUUUUCAAGACCAGACACAAAAAAAGGUUGUCUUUUAUUUCCACCUACCCAAAACCUCAGUUUUCCAACUAACUUGUUCUAUCUUGCACAAAAUCAAACCGAGGUAAGACUAUUCUUCGGGUGCGACCUACCCAUAACUCUGCAAAGGAACAAAAUCGGUUGCUCUGCAGAAAACAAAACGAGUUCGGUUGUGGCAUUGUAUGCGGGUGAUAAAAAUGUAAGCUUUGUGUCGAAGAAUUGUAAGGAUGAAGUGGUAUAUGCGAGGGUGGAAAAUGGUGUGGAAGGAGGAAUUCGAGAAGCUCUGAGAAAUGGGUUUCGAUUGAAUUGGAUUGCCGGUGAUUGCAGGGAAUGUAACAGUACUGGAGGGAGAUGUGGGUUUGAUGCAGAUGCAUACGCUUUCAGAUGUUACUGCGCCGAUAGAGUUCAUGCACGAAAAUGUGAUCCAGCUACGAAUGCAAAGAGCAGGCGGAGGCGGAAUGUUAAGCUGGGUAUAGGUUUGGGUAUUGGAGUCCUGGGUAUCUUGUUCAUCGGGUUGAUGUGUCUCCUACUCUACAAACGAAAACAUGCUAUCUCUGUUGGACACUUCCAAUCUAGUAACUCUUAUUCUGAUUCGUCCAUAAAUCCACGCAGAGAAAUUGUUAGUAAACACUUUGGAGUUCCAUUAUUCUCCUACGACGAGCUUAGAAAAGCAACAAACAAUUUCGACCAUACUAAAGAACUUGGAGAUGGAGGAUUCGGUACUGUCUACUUUGGGAAACUUCCCGAUGGACGUGAAGUUGCUGUCAAACGUUUAUACGAACACAACUAUAGAAGAGUAGAACAGUUUAUGAAUGAAGUUAAUAUCCUGACAACAUUGCGACAUAAAAAUCUCGUGUCCCUCUAUGGCUGCACAUCACGGCACAGCCGUGAACUACUGCUUGUGUACGAAUAUAUCUCAAAUGGCACCAUCGCAAGUCAUCUCCAUGGUGAAUUGGCCAAGCCAAAUUUACUACCAUGGUCGAUCCGAAUAAAAAUUGCCAUAGAGACUGCUACUGCCUUGACUUAUCUCCAUGCUUCUGGUAUCAUCCACCGUGAUGUGAAAACCAGUAACAUACUCCUUGACGACAAUUUUCGUGUUAAAGUUGCAGAUUUUGGCCUUUCAAGAUUAUUCCCUGAGGAUGCCACUCAUGUUUCCACAGCUCCACAAGGGACACCGGGUUACCUUGAUCCCGAGUAUCACCAAUUUUAUCAGCUUACUAGCAAGAGUGAUGUAUAUAGUUUCGGAGUUGUGCUAAUUGAGCUUAUAUCAUCUAAGCCUGCUGUUGAUAUUAACAGAAGUAGAGAAGAGAUUAACUUGUCCACUCUAGCAACAAAAAAGAUUCAAGAAAGUGCAAUUGAUGAGCUGGUAGAUCCCAGUCUUGGUUUUCAUUUAGACAAUGAGGUUAAUAGCAUGAUAGUUUCAGUGGCAGAAUUGGCAUUUCAAUGUUUGCAAAGGGACAAGGAGAUGAGACCUUCUAUGGAAGAAGUGUUAGAUGAACUUAGGAGAAUAGAGAGUGGGAGGGAUGUGGUUGAGGUUGUAGACGAAGCAGAUGUUGAUGGUGUUGGAUCUUCACACGGUAAUGUAAAUCCACCACCAACCUCACCUGAAUGGGAUGAAGUUGGAUUAUUGAAGAAUAUGAAAAAUAUGAAGCACCCGUCUUCACCAAACACGGUCACUGAUAAAUGGGAAAGUAUUAGUACUACACCUAAUGCCAGUGCUUAAUCACUGUCUAGUAUCAAUUGUUGAUAAGUCAUUUUUACAGAAUCAACUAUAAGCAAUGAUUGUUAGUUGAAACAUGAAAUUGAGCGAGUAUAAUGUAUCAUUCUCGUCUCAUCCGUUUGUAUAGAUGAUUAUUUUAAGAGACAUUGCAGUCA
Vicia villosa (hairy vetch) is the source of this 2381-nucleotide messenger RNA. Its product is annotated as LEAF RUST 10 DISEASE-RESISTANCE LOCUS RECEPTOR-LIKE PROTEIN KINASE-like 1.2. The transcript is spliced from 4 exons. Bases 163 to 2229 code for a protein of 688 amino acids. NCBI's taxonomy places the organism in Eukaryota, Viridiplantae, Streptophyta, Magnoliopsida, Fabales, Fabaceae. Gene Ontology annotation, molecular function: polysaccharide binding; protein kinase activity; ATP binding. Gene Ontology annotation, biological process: protein phosphorylation. The record is from RefSeq and is a predicted model, not a curated record.